Molecule: messenger RNA, 1757 nt
Organism: Cottoperca gobio
Lineage: Eukaryota; Metazoa; Chordata; Actinopteri; Perciformes; Bovichtidae
Gene: ech1
Product: enoyl CoA hydratase 1, peroxisomal
Exons: 10
Coding region: 573-1505 (310 amino acids)
Cellular component (GO): mitochondrion
Molecular function (GO): delta(3,5)-delta(2,4)-dienoyl-CoA isomerase activity
Source: RefSeq, a predicted model, not a curated record
UGUAAUGUAUAGUAUCUAUUUUCUAGCAAAUAUAUUAGGAUAGUAUAACAUAACUGUAUAAUAAAACUAAUUGUCUUAUGGGUAAUGUAUCCAAUAUAUGUAAAUCACUUAUUUGGGAAAUAAUUGUAUGAUAAUAUAACGAUACUGACAGUAUUAAUGUAUAAUAUUAACAGCAGGGGUCAUACUAGUGUUGUAAGACUGUAAAGUGGCAGUGGUUUAACCAUCUGAACGAGUCACGUGGUAUCGACGGGCAGCCACAGAAACUUCCCUGACCUCUCGUCACGCACAGCACGUAACAACACACUAGGUGCUAAUACAGGUUGUAUUGUGGCUGCACACUGUUAUAUUUGGUGUGGGCUGCAAAUUCACUUUUGGUAGACACAGCUCGAGCUAACUGUAACACAAAAGAGGACUGCUAAAGACUAGUUAGCCAUAGCUAGCAUCAGUAGCUCCACGCUAACAGCUGUCCGAGCUGCAGACAGGCAGGUGAAGCAGGUGAAGCAGGUGAAGUGAAUUAAAGCUGUGCGUGGUUGUGCUGCAGUUACAUCGUUUGCUCAAGAGUCCAAAGAGCGAUGUUGUCAGUGAUUGUCAGGUCAGCUCUCACCAAAUACAGGAGAUCCUGGCUGCCCGGUCAGGCUGUGGUCAGGGCCAUGUCGUCUUCGGGUAGUGCCAUCUCUCCUUACACCUCCCUGGCCAUCAGUCACCCAGCAGAGUCCAUCACACAUGUAGAGCUGAACCGCCCUGAGAAACGCAACGCCAUGAACAGAGCUUUCUGGAGUGAGAUGGUGGAUUGCUUUAAUGAGAUAGCGGCUGACCCGGACUGCAGAGUGGUGAUCAUUUCUGGAGCUGGGAAGCUCUUCACAGCUGGUAUCGACCUGAUGGACAUGGCCGGCGACAUCCUCCAACCAGAGGGAGACGAUGGCGCCAGAAUUUCCUGGAACAUCAGAAAAACAAUCGUGAAGUAUCAAGAGACGUUCUCCGUCAUAGAGAAGUGUCCAAAGCCCGUUGUGGUGGCCGUCCAUGGAGCGUGUGUUGGGGGAGGUGUUGACCUGAUCACAGCCUGUGACAUUCGUCUGUGUACCCAGGACGCCUGGUUCCAGAUAAAGGAAGUUGACAUUGGACUUGCAGCAGACGUUGGAACUCUCCAGAGACUUCCCAAAGUCAUCGGCAGCCGCAGCCUAGUGAACGAGUUGGCUCUGACGGCCAGGAAGAUGUUUGCCGAUGAAGCCAAGAGCAGCGGACUGGUCAGCCGAGUGUUUGCAGAUAAGGAGGCCAUGAUUGCUGGAGCUCUGGAGAUGGCCGGGGAGAUCGCUGGCCGCAGCCCUGUCGCUGUGCAGGGCACCAAAAUCAACCUCAUCUAUUCCAGAGACCACAGUGUCGCAGAGGGACUGGACUACAUGGCGAACUGGAACAUGAGCAUGCUUCAGACUCAAGAUGUGAUGAAAUCAGCUCAGGCCUCCAUGGAGAAGAAGAGUCCCAAGACGAUAGCUUUCUCCAAACUCUGAACCUCGCUGAGGCAAAGUUCAGAUAUAUAAACACAAACACUGCUUUAUUUCUCUAUUGUGGCCUUUCUGUGGGAAGGGGCACCACAUGUGAUUGUGACUUUCUAAAAAUAUCUAACAACCUGACCAUUUGAGGAUCGUGUUAUGAGAUUCCCAGGUGACGUUAAAAACGGAUAUAACAAGUGAAUGUCUCAGCCAGUUUUGUAAUGCUGUUAUUGACUUUGUGAAUGUUUUAUUAAAAGAAACUCAUCUGAA